Aspergillus welwitschiae is the source of this 1031-nucleotide messenger RNA. RefSeq lists its product as uncharacterized. The annotation marks the transcript as partial. Lineage: Eukaryota; Fungi; Ascomycota; Eurotiomycetes; Eurotiales; Aspergillaceae. The record is from RefSeq and is a predicted model, not a curated record. The transcript has 2 exons.
UGGCCUUGAAGGUGGCAUCAACCUAGAGGAGGAUUAGCUUCAAAGUUGACUAAGAGUGAUAGUUCUGAUAGAUAUGACCACUCCGCAAUCCGUAGCUAGUAAAACAAGGAGCUCCGAGGAGAUAGCAGCUACAAAAAAGCCGAUCCUCAGUGUGGGAGACUGUGCUCCGCGGAGUCCCCGUGAUACCAGGGAUGGCCUUCCGGUGCCGGAGCUCUAGAGAAGCUCUCCGUCACACCGGAAUCGGAUGGGAGUGGAAUAGAAGCAAAGAGAAUGGGAGCAAGAGUUGCCUACCGCGAGAGUGCGGAUGGUGUUGAUGGCCAAUUGGUCCACGUCGUUGUAACCCAUGAUUGCUGUGUUAUUUAAAUCCAACCAAGUUCUUGUUUUUUACUUCUAGUGGGAUCUGAGCGGGAUGAUCCAACAAACAAUCAACACAAAUGGGAAGACCACCACGAGAUGAAGAGGGGAAAAGAUGACUGAGAGAGGAGAAGAAGAAGGAGAAGGAGAGAGAGAAGAGAGAAGGAGAAGAAAGGAUGACAAGGAAGGGGGAAUGGGCGAGGAAAAGCGAGCCAGCCAGGCGGGCGGAGUGGGAUGGGAAGCAGCGACCAGCAACGAGAGGGUGAGAAAGGGAAGGUGGGGGGGCAAUGAUGUCUGUGGUGGGGCACCAACUCUUUCACCGGCUGCUCGGAGGGGGUUACAACUCGCUGGCCACGGCUAUUCUUUUCUACUCCUUCGUUUCUUGGUCGGCUAUUGCCAGGCAAUUGACUGACCUUGGGCGGUACUUGAUCUAAAGCUGGAGGAUGUGAACGGAAUAUGAUGUUGGCAUGGGGCUUGGGGGAAGCUGUCGAGGUCCUCAAGGUAGUAUACUUGAUGAUGAUGUUAUGCACGAUGUGCCCCUCCCCCGCUGCCUCAGGCAAGCUGCGGUCCCUCCGGAAUUCAAUGCAACCUUUCCAGCUCUCAACAGAAGUACUGUCAAGCUACAGAGAACAAUUUUGAUAUUGUUAGCCUAUCUAUAUUAGACUAGUAAAUUGACG